Molecule: messenger RNA, 2498 nt
Organism: Engraulis encrasicolus (European anchovy)
Lineage: Eukaryota; Metazoa; Chordata; Actinopteri; Clupeiformes; Engraulidae
Gene: m6pr
Product: mannose-6-phosphate receptor (cation dependent)
Exons: 7
Coding region: 310-1131 (273 amino acids)
Biological process (GO): protein targeting to lysosome
Cellular component (GO): Golgi apparatus; endosome; trans-Golgi network
Molecular function (GO): protein domain specific binding
Source: RefSeq, a predicted model, not a curated record
UGGUUUCACUUCCGCAUAUAGGGAAUGACAAAGUAGGUUGUUGUCGAAAGCUUUUGCUUCUUGGUAUCAUACAUAAAACUAGUUGAUGGACAGGAAUGGUUUUGGAACAGAUAUCGAUAUUUUCCUAAAACCUUCAGCUAAAGGCCUUGACGGUUUGGCACGCCGAAUACUACAUUUUAACAUUGUAACUUAAUCACAAACGAAGUAACGGCUACGCUUGACGCGUGACAUAUGUAACACUCUGUUCCACAACAUCAUUGAAUAACGGGAUCUACGACGGUGGAGGACGCACAUCCGUGAUAGGUUUCCAUGACGGCAGGUACAGUCAUCAUGUCACUUGUGGCAGUCACCUUUCAACUCCUUUUACUGGUCGGUGGAGGACGUGCGGUCGACACCACCACGAACUGCAAGCUGACCUCAGAGAUUCAAAAGGAAAGGGACGCACUGAAGCUUCUGGAACCCCUCACCAAUAAAAUGUUCUCUGUUGUGGAGAAAACAGCGGACGAUAAAACAUACACCUACGACUUCCAGGUGUGUGGGGAUGUUGGGGGGAUGAAAGGCGCUGGACUUGUGCAGAAAGACGGCACCAAAACAGUUAUAAUCGGAAGCUAUAAUUCUACGCAAGCUAUUCAUGGAAGUGACUGGGUGAUGCUGAUCUAUGGCGACGGGGAGAAGUAUGACAAGCACUGCUCGGGGGAGAACCGGAGAGCCAUCGUCAUGAUCUCUUGUGACCGCAACACUGCAGCCAGUGACCUGCAGGUGGUGCUGGAGAACCGUGAACGGGACAAGGACUGCUUCUACCUGUUUGAGUUGGACACGAGUGCCGUGUGCCCGGCCCUGCCUUCCAAACUCAGCGUCGGCUCUAUACUGAUUCUGACGGCUGUCUGCUGCUUUGCAGCGUAUUUGAUUGGUGGAUUCCUCUACAUGCGAUUGGUUGUCGGAGCCAAAGGGGUGGAGCAGUUCCCACACUACGCCUUCUGGUCCGAGAUCGGGAACCUGUCAGCGGACGGCUGUGAUUUUGUUUGCCGUUCCCGCGGUAACCGCCGAGAGCCACACACCCACACCGCCGUGGCAACGGAAGCCCCGGAGGAGGAGCCAGAGGAGCGCGACGAUCACCUGCUGCCCAUGUGACCUGAAGGUUCCGGAACGCACGCACGCUCGCUCGCUCACUCGUAAAAACAGCAGUGCUUCUGCAGUGACUGUUUUUCGGUUGUUUUUGUUAUUUUUUUCUCUCGGUUUUCCCUUUGUUUUUCAUCGUUUCUGGUACCGAUUCAGAACUCACCACAGGCGUGACUAGAGAAGAUCUUCAAGAGCCGCCACUCUCGUUUGUCAGGUCAACAGGGCAGGUCGACAGGUUGGCAGUCUCCCAUCACCACUCUGCUGUGUUUGAGUUAGCUCAUGAACGUGGUGAGGGGACUGCCGCUAGGGAGGCAGCCGCUACGCUAGUCUGGUCAGGGGUGAGCUGAGUUAGGGAGAGAGAUUGCACUGAGGAGGAGGUUCAAAGCACUUAGUUGAGCGCCGGAAGCAGUUUCACGUGGACAUGCAGAAAGGGCUCUGACCAAAUAUUCUUUUUUUUAAAAUACAAUUGCUUUAAAUAUUGUGCAACUUAAAUAAAUCAGUCAUGUUUUUGUUAUCGUUGUUGUUGUGGAGGUUACAAUAAUUCUGAUGGAAGAUGUGAUUGGGAUGAUAUACAGGAGUGAUUCUAUCUAAUGACCUCAAAAUUACUUAGCCUGGUGCACUGGCCCUACCUCUCGUGGCAUUGCAGGUUUUUUUUUCCAACCAAAAAAAAACUAACAGUACAUCUGCUGUACUGCUUUACAUGACAUUGUCAUCCUCUCUAGCGAGUUGAUAGGCUACUGUGGCUGUCCUCCCCCUGGCUGUUAUCGAUAUUGUCAGGCACAGUGACUUACAGUACAGCUAAGCACAAGCACUACUGGGCUGAGUGUUAUUAGGACUGGCAUAAGGGUCAAUGAAGGUUUUUUGUUUUUUUGUAGCAGACGUCAGCUGGUACAACCACAGCUAAUGCCAAUAAAUUAAUUAAUAAUUGGUGCUUAAUAUACAAUCGAUGUAUAUGUCUAUUAGAUAAUCCGGUAAAAAAAAAAAAAAAAAACAUGAAUUCCAUACAGUAGUGGAAUUGGCUGUGGUUGCACCACCCUGAUGUCUGCUACUACAAAAUCGCCAUUGACCCCUUAACGUUUGAAGUCAAGGUCACAUCACCAAGGUUAACCUUCCGAGAUGACCUUCCAAGGACCAUGGCCAAGAUUACGCUUCCUAGGUUACCCACUGAAUCUUGACUGAAUUCCAUAGUUCGAGUUUGGAGCCAUGAAAACUAGGUAGUUUAAAACUGGUGCAGCUUAGGGCCUGUGUGUUUGUUUGGUUGUCUGUUUGUUUUGUGUGUAUUCAUGAUUUUUUUGCAGAGGACAUGUGUGUGCUGUUUUGCUUUUGCAUUUAAAAGAAAUGGGUCAUCUGAAAUAAAUUCUGUUUGUAUACAACGUCAA